Molecule: messenger RNA, 1052 nt
Organism: Eucalyptus grandis
Lineage: Eukaryota; Viridiplantae; Streptophyta; Magnoliopsida; Myrtales; Myrtaceae
Product: expansin-A4
Exons: 3
Coding region: 69-839 (256 amino acids)
Biological process (GO): plant-type cell wall organization
Cellular component (GO): extracellular region
Source: RefSeq, a predicted model, not a curated record
CCUCACUAGUAGCUCCUCCUACCUCCUCCUCCUCCUCCUCCUCCCUCUCUUUUUGUCUACAGUAGAAAAUGAGAACUCCUAGUGCUAUUCCAAGCUUGCCACUACUCUCUCUCUUGUUCAUCAUGCAUGCCGCGCUCUUUCGGAGCGUCGCCGGCAACUACGGCCCCUGGCAGAGUGCCCACGCGACGUUCUACGGCGGCCAUGAUGCAUCCGGCACGAUGGGAGGAGCGUGCGGCUACGGCAACUUGUACAGCCAGGGCUACGGGACCCAAACCGCGGCUCUGAGCACCGCUCUGUUCAACAGCGGCUUGAGCUGCGGGUCGUGCUAUGAGCUCCGAUGCAGCGGCGACCCGAAAUGGUGCCUCCCCCACUCGAUCAUGGUGACCGCCACCAACUUCUGCCCCCCUAACUACGCGUUGGCCAGCGACAACGGAGGGUGGUGCAACCCUCCUCGCGCACACUUCGACUUGGCUGAGCCCGCGUUCUUGCAGAUCGCCCAGUACCGGGCCGGGAUUGUUCCCGUGAGCUUCAGGAGGGUCCCCUGUGUGAAGAAAGGAGGCAUGAGGUUCACGAUCAAUGGCCAUUCAUACUUCAACCUGGUGCUGGUCACCAAUGUGGCUGGUGCAGGGGAUGUCCGAUCGGUGUCCAUCAAGGGUUCAAGGACUGGGUGGAUGCCAAUGUCAAGGAACUGGGGCCAGAAUUGGCAGAGCAAUUCGUACCUGAACGGCCAGAGCCUCUCCUUCACGGUCACCGCCAGCAACGGCCGGACCCUCACGACCUACAACGUUGUCCCGGCAGGUUGGCAGUUCGGACAGACUUUCGAAGGCGACCAGUUUUAGGUGAAUGAAAAUGAUCUAUCCGAGGAGGGCGUAGAUCGAUGUAUAACACAUAAACAUGUAUCCCUAGUUCAUAUAUGAGACGAGGCUUAUAAAUGUACAAUCCUGGAAUCUACCUCAAAAAGGAAAUGGAAAAACCAGUCAUUAAAAGUAUUAUCGCUUGUGUGUUCCUUUUUUAUGUACUUACAAAACUGAAUGCUUAGAAAGUUGCCUUGA